AUGGAAUUAUUAGUUGGUGGUACAAUUUUAGGUGCAUUAACAUAUGCAUAUAGUUCAUUAAAAAGAACUAUUCCAGAAGGUGCUCAUGCAUGUUCACCAUUUUAUCCAGAGAAAUAUGUUGGAAAAUGGUAUGAAAUCGCUCGUUUAGAUUUUUAUUAUGAAAGAGAUAUGAAUAAUGUUAGUGCAGAGUAUACAUUAAAUAAAGAUGGUACAAUUAGUGUUAUUAAUAGUGGUUAUAAUUAUGUUGAAAAGAAGAGAGAAUCAGUAAAUGGAAAGGCUUUAUUUGUACAUGGUUCAGAUGAAGCAAUGUUAAAAGUUUCCUUUUUUGGUCCAUUUUAUGCUGGUUACAAUGUUAUUGCAAUUGAUCCUGAUUAUAAAUAUGCAUUGGUUGCCGGUAGAAGUUUAGAUUAUUUAUGGAUACUCUCAAGAGAAACUUCAAUUCCAGAUCAUAUUAAAAAACAAUAUUUAGAAUUAGCUGAAUCAAUUGGUUAUAAUACUUCAAAAUUAAUUUGGACUGAACAUGAUAAUAUUAAUAAUAAAAAGGAUUAA
This is a messenger RNA of Dictyostelium discoideum AX4, 549 nucleotides long. RefSeq lists its product as hypothetical. Gene Ontology annotation, cellular component: membrane. The coding region runs from base 1 to 549 and encodes 182 amino acids. The transcript has a single exon. NCBI's taxonomy places the organism in Eukaryota, Evosea, Eumycetozoa, Dictyosteliales, Dictyosteliaceae. Gene Ontology annotation, biological process: response to stress. The record is from RefSeq and is a predicted model, not a curated record.